AUGCGCAGCGAUGCAAUUUACAGAGCCAACGCGCCGCCGCCGGACGACGGACACGCGCUUACAGAGCAGAUGCCUCGGCUUAUUGUGGUCGGCGCACGUUGCACCCUUCUCACUCCCACCCCCACGCCCCGCCCCGCGCGGGUUCACUCGGCGCUCAACGGAUGCACCGAUGUUGCUGCUUGCGGCGCUGCUUGUGACACACACCCCGCCGCCGUCCCAUCUCCUCCUGCCGCCGCCGCCGUUGUUCUGCAACCGCCGCCAUCCCCUGCCCUCCCUCUCGCUUCCUCCUCCACCGCCCGCCCCCGACGCUUGCCGUGCCCGCUGCCGCCGCCGUUUCCACUCACUCUGCGCAGCGCUCCGCCGCCACCCCGCUACCGCUCCCACCUCCCUCCGUCCCGCCAUCCCGUUGCUGCAGGACUUUCCUCGCCCCUUGCCUCGCUCUCGUCUGCCGUGGCGAUGUCGGUGCGCGCCACCAACGGAUGCAAACGCUUAAUAAGGCGCGUUGGCCGACCAGUCCCCGACUCUACUCCUGCUCUGUCCCCGUGCACCGUCUGCCCCUGCCUCCUGCCUCACUCCAGCCCUGCACUAGUCUUCCCACUGCCGUCACUCCCUUACCUACCGCCUCCUCUCCCGCCACCGGCUUUGCCCUUGCCCCGCCGCUGCCUCGCUUCCUCCGCUUUCCCUCCUAAUGUGCUCUGCCCCGUCCUUGCCUGCCGUGCCGUCACUCACGCCCCCCGCCGCCAUCCCCUGCGCUUCCCUCCUCCCCCACCGUCAAUCCCCGCUUACGCGCGCCGUGCACCCUCGCGCCCUUCCGCGCCCUUGCCCCGCCUCUCGCUCGCCUGCCCCCCCACUGCGGAUGCUGUUGUCUGCCGAGCCGGCUCGCAAUCCGAUGCCAUGCGCUCGAAUGCGCACGGGACCACAGCGCAGAGUCAAAUGUCUUCAUUAUUCUCGAGAUUCCAGAUUAUGCACUCACCUGCUUCUGCUGAUGGUGUGAGUGGAAGGGAAUUUUACUUUACUAUUCUUCAAGCAUAUGGAUAUAUUGAAGUCCCAUUUACCAUCGCAGAUUCUGUUGAUGGAUCAUUUUUCAUUGCUACGGAAUUCCAUGGACUUCGCGUCAUUAUCGAUUCUGUUUAUGGAUCAUUUUUCAUUGCUACGGAAUUCCAUGGACUUCACGUCAUUAUCGGUACAACAUUCCUUUCGAUGUGCUUAAUACGACACAUUACAUUCCAUUUCUCAUCUAAUCACCACUUCGUAUUUGAAGCAGGAAGCACCGUUAGGAACGAGCUCAGUUCGGUGAACCGAGGGUUCGAAUCCCAUACAGACACGAUUGUUUACUUCUGCGUUGUGACGUGGUUGCUCUUCCAACUUACCAUUUAUUACUUUUCCAAGAAUAUUACUUCAUUCCUGGGCCAUCCAGGUGGUGCUAGGGCAUGC
This is a messenger RNA of Gryllus bimaculatus (two-spotted cricket), 1434 nucleotides long. Lineage: Eukaryota; Metazoa; Arthropoda; Insecta; Orthoptera; Gryllidae. The record is from the annotation of a GenBank genome assembly.